AAUCGACGUUCGUUGUUGUGGCACAAAUACUCUCUACUCCGGCGGAAGGAGGGUAUCAUCGUUCCUAAUCAUCUCUCCGUCUGUCCGAGCUUCCGCCCUGGCCAUGAACGCAGCCACUUUAAGCCCGCUGUCUAUUUGUAUCCCUAAAUUUCACCACAAGCCUCUUCCAUUUCGAGAAGGUUUCCAUUUAUUGUACAAGGACGCAAGUUUCUCCAUAGCUAAUGAUCCUAAAUGGCGUCCUCACCGGAGACAAACAACCUCUCUUGCUUCACCUUCCUCACGGCACUUAAUCUUGCGUAACCGUGUGCACUGUUCUAGCCGUUCACCGGGAAAACAUAUGAAUGCUGAUUCAGUCGGUUUUGAGCCACCCAAUCCCCCAACGGUCAUAGUGGAUUCAAGCAGCGAAGUGAAUUCUUUUGUGAUACGAGAAGAGGAAUCCGUGGCAGAAUCGUUGGCUCCCACGACUGGGAAGUACAAAAACCGAUUUUUGAAUUUUGUUCGGCUUGGAAGUGUGGUGGAUAACAUGGCUGAUGCCUUCUUCAGGAGCGAGAUCAGGCGGAGGUUGUUUGUGACUGCCUUACUGAUUGUGGUCAGUCGGGUGGGUUACUUUAUCCCUCUGCCUGGAUUUGAUAGGAGGUUGAUGCCUCAGGACUACCUAAGCUUUGCUUCAGGAUCAACUGAUGAACUUGGUGAUUUUUCAGCUGAGCUAAAACUCUCACUUUUCCAGCUGGGGAUUAGUCCUCAGAUUGCUGCCUCUAUUUUGAUACAGGUUCUCUGCCAUAUUUUGCCAUCACUUGUGAGGCUACGAAAAGAAGGUUUGGAUGGUCAUGAGAAGAUCAAAGGCUAUAUAUGGUGGGCUUCGCUGGGUUUUGCAGUACUGGAGGCUAUUAUUGUUUCUUGUUACUCACUUCAGUAUUCAAUAUAUGCUUCAAGCCAGAGGUUAAAGCACGUUGUGAUCACAAGCUUUUUGUUGGUGAUGGGUGCAAUGUCCAUGACAUGGAUUGCUGACACAAUCUCAGAGUCUGGAUUUGGUCACGGCUCUUCUUUGAUAAUCUGCGCUGGGAUACUAACUGGCUACACGGAGACACUGUUCAAGAUGAUGUCUCAUUUUUCAGCAAGCUUUUGGCCCUACUUAGUUGCAGUGAUUGGAAUGUUCACUGUUGUGACAAUGUGGGCUGUGCUAGUUACUGAAGGUUGCAGGAAGAUCAAGUUGAAAUACUACGCUUUUAAAUUGGCUUCUGCAUCAAGAAGCGGGAGUUCUCCAGUCACUGAGGUGGAACCUUAUAUACCGUUCAACAUAAAUCCCUCAGGAAUGCAGCCUGUUCUUACUGCCACCUAUCUGUUGGCUUUUCCUAGCAUUAUUGCAAGCAUUUUAAACUCUCCAUUCUGGGAAAACCUUAAAGAGAUACUAAAUCCUGGGAGUUCUAUUGGUGCAGAGCCAUGGGUCUUCUAUGCAGUUUAUGCUUUUUUCGUUUUCCUGUUCAAUAUCUUCGACAUUGCUAAUUUGCCAAAAGAGAUUUCAGACUAUAUGACAAAAAUGGGUGCUCGAAUUCCAAACAUAAAACCUGGGAAGGCAACCGUAGAAUACUUAACUAAAAUUCAAGCAUCAACUCGCUUUUGGGGUGGAGUUUUGUUAAGUAUAUUGGCUACCUCUUCUUCCAUUCUGGAUCACAAUUUACGCCAUAUAAAUGAACAUUUCUCAGUAGGAUUUACAUCUGUGCUGAUCAUUGUUGGCUCCAUAAUUGAGUUAAGGAGAUCUUAUCAGGCUUACAAUGUAAUGCCUACUUUAAGCAAGGUUCUUAGGAGAUAUGGUGUUUAAAGAAAUUCAGUUGUUUUUUAACUUCAGAUACAGGAGGAGAUCAAUGUGGUUAACAAAGUACAAUCAUCUUAAUCUUUCAAGGAAGUGGGUUAAAAACAUAAUCUUUGGUUUAAAGCGGAUAGGACUACCAGAGGGGAGGAGGCACAGAAGGCCGCUAUUUCAUUGAAGUAAAAGCAGAAAAAUGUUUUAUUGGCAGCACAAUAAGUUGGAGAAAAAAAUUUUGAACAGAAAAAUAUGUGCCAUUUUUAUUGUAUUGUAGGUGGUUCAGUUCAAGGCUCUAGAGAGUAGAUUUGAGUUACAGCUUUGCAUAUGUUAGCAUUUCCUGAUUUAGAUGCCAACUUGCAGUACUUGUAAUGAUUAGUUAAAUUUUUAUGUAUUUUGGGGGUGAACCACUAUAAUUGUUGAUUGUAUUUUUGAAUAGUGUGGUGUAG
Molecule: messenger RNA, 2250 nt
Organism: Phalaenopsis equestris
Lineage: Eukaryota; Viridiplantae; Streptophyta; Magnoliopsida; Asparagales; Orchidaceae
Product: preprotein translocase subunit SCY2, chloroplastic
Exons: 14
Coding region: 104-1819 (571 amino acids)
Biological process (GO): SRP-dependent cotranslational protein targeting to membrane, translocation; thylakoid membrane organization; chloroplast organization
Cellular component (GO): membrane; plastid envelope
Molecular function (GO): transmembrane protein transporter activity; signal sequence receptor activity
Source: RefSeq, a predicted model, not a curated record